This is a messenger RNA of Centropristis striata (black sea bass), 1053 nucleotides long. RefSeq names its product gastrula zinc finger protein XlCGF8.2DB-like. Gene Ontology annotation, biological process: regulation of transcription by RNA polymerase II. The coding region runs from base 1 to 1053 and encodes 350 amino acids. Gene Ontology annotation, molecular function: DNA-binding transcription factor activity; RNA polymerase II cis-regulatory region sequence-specific DNA binding. NCBI's taxonomy places the organism in Eukaryota, Metazoa, Chordata, Actinopteri, Perciformes, Serranidae. The transcript is spliced from 3 exons. The record is from RefSeq and is a predicted model, not a curated record.
AUGGCCAAAAAAAGCAGUGGUGCCCCAUCUAGAGAGCAGCAGCAGGAGGAUUACCCACAAUCCUUUGUGGGCGACGCGUCCGAGCAGCUGCUGUACAACGAGGUGGAGGUGAAGUUGGAGGACGUGGAGGUGAAGCCGGAGGAGGACGAGGUGGAGGUGACGGUGGAGGAUGAAGACGAGGAUCAGGAUCCAGAUGUUGGCGCUCGUUGGAGCAGCGGAGCGGCACACGGCGAGCCGAGAGCCGGGGCUGAUGGGAAAACCAAGAGGGAGUAUCAGUGCGACGAGUGUCUGAAGAGCUUCGACCGGCCGUGUCGCCUGAGCGUCCACCGGAGGACUCACACGGGGGAGAAACCCUUCGAGUGCCCCGACUGCGACAAGCGCUUCAAGAGUAAAUCCAUCCUGUCGGCGCACCUGAAGACUCACGGCGCCGCGCGGCCGUUCUGCUGCGACGAGUGCGGGAAGUGUUUCCUGCAUCGGCGAGCGCUGGAGGAGCACCAGAGGACUCACACCGGAGAGAAACCCUUCGACUGUCCCCACUGCGGCCAGAGCUUCUCCGCCAAGGGCCACCUGAAGCGCCACGAGCUGACGCACAGCGGCGAGCGCCCGCACCUGUGCGUCGAGUGCGGCAAGUGCUACACGAGGAAGGAGCACCUGAGCAGCCACAUGCGCGUGCACAGCGGCGAGCGUCCUUUCAGCUGCGUGGACUGCGGACGCAGCUACAGAGAGCGAGGACGCCUGCAGCUGCACCUGAGGACGCACACGGGCGGCGGCAAGCGCCACACCUGCUCGCUGUGCGGCGCGGCGAUGGGCUCGGCCAGCCACCUGCACAGACACAUGCAGGUGCACAGCGGCGAGUGGACGCACCGCUGCCUGGACUGCGGUCGCGGCUUCAGCCGGAAGGACAAGAUGAUGGAGCACAUGAGGAUCCACACCGGGGAGAAACCGUACCAGUGUCCUCGCUGCCCGCUGAGAUUCAGGUGGCGGGCGGCGCUCAACGCUCACACGCAGAAACACGCCGAGGACGAGGUGCAGGAAAGCCCCGGAGACACUUGA